Acaulospora colombiana is the source of this 876-nucleotide messenger RNA. NCBI's taxonomy places the organism in Eukaryota, Fungi, Glomeromycota, Glomeromycetes, Diversisporales, Acaulosporaceae. The record is from the annotation of a GenBank genome assembly.
AUGAACUUGUCGGGAAAACUAAAUGGAUUAAUUGAAAUCACGCAGAGAUUUUCGGAGGCAGCGAUAAGGAAAAAGGAAAGCAUGAAUAAUUUUGGACAUUGGGACAAAAAUGAUGACGAUGAUGCAACUGUGCCAAACUAUACCAUAAAUCUACAGGGAAAACCAUUACCGCCAAUACCACAUCGUCAACAACCGUUACCUCAGUUCAACAAUCUACAGCAGCGAAGGGAUCAAUUCGCCUUCUCCACAAGGCAGGAAAAGAUGAAGAUAAACAAUCCCACCAUCAAAGGUCAAAAUGGUUCGGAAUAUAGAACGUUCACUGUUGCUCUCAUGUUGGCCAACAAAUUUUUGGACGAUAACACCUACACAAACAAGACUUGGUCGGAGGUUACAAAUAUUCCCGUUUCAGAGAUAAACACCAUGGAAAUGGAAUUUCUGAGUUCUCUGAACUAUCAACUGUACGUCUCCGAGCAGCAAUUUUUCGAUUGGGUUCGAAACAUGGUGUCUUACGUUUCGAUUGGCGAUGACCAUCGUAAUAACGAUGAUUCCGCACCCGAUUGCCAAAUGAAUGUUUCCCAACGUUCACAAUAUUCGCAAAAGCAGCAGCCGAUUAUUGUUCCCAUUCAAUCGAUAUCCACUGGUUUCAAGAGGUCAGCCGAGCAAGCAUUCGUGGACGGAAUGAUGGUGUCGCCGCCAAAGAGGACAAGUUGUUAUCCAACAUAUCAACAAACACAAAGAUUGGUGGUUCAAACUCAACCUCAACGGAUGUACACUCAGACAUUCGCAUAUCCGACACCACCGCCGAGCACUUCGAGUUCGCAACAACUUGCUUAUUACAACUUGCCGACCACCGCUUCUUCGAACAGCGGCAGUUAG